Drosophila melanogaster (fruit fly) is the source of this 1467-nucleotide messenger RNA. RefSeq lists its product as uncharacterized. Gene Ontology annotation, molecular function: peptidase activity; hydrolase activity; serine-type endopeptidase activity. Gene Ontology annotation, cellular component: extracellular region. Gene Ontology annotation, biological process: proteolysis; positive regulation of melanization defense response. The record is from RefSeq and is marked reviewed. NCBI's taxonomy places the organism in Eukaryota, Metazoa, Arthropoda, Insecta, Diptera, Drosophilidae. Bases 83 to 1339 code for a protein of 418 amino acids. The transcript is spliced from 3 exons.
ACAGUAAGGGUUAUCGGGUCAGCUGGAAACGAUCGCAGUCGCAAGUUAAUUAAAUAAAUUCAAUUAUUAAAAUAGCAGCAAAAUGAAAGUGUUCGCGGCGGUUUUUCUUUGCAUUCUGAUUGCCCACGAGGCCAAAGCCCAGUCAGAUUCGAGGUGCCUGAAUCCCAAUCAAACCCCUGGACUUUGUGUGCUCAUUAAUGAAUGCCAGACACUCUACUCCGUGCUGAAGCGGGCCACUUUGACUGAUCAGGAGAAGAGCUUCAUCAAGUCCUCGGCCUGUGGAAGGGGCAGCAAUAAUCAGCCCUAUGUUUGCUGCACCCAGGAUACCGGCUAUGUGAGGAUCCAACGCCAGGAUCGCACCUUUCCGGACUACGGUGCAUUUGGCGGUGAUUGGGAGGAGGAGCGGCCACAGAGUUUCGUUUUUCCCAGACAAGAAAGACGUCCCUGGAGCUUUGGCAACCAGCCAGCCACCAGCAGAACACCUUUUCGAAAAUCAUCGACUAGCGAUGGCUCCAGCUUACUACCUCAGCCUCCAUCCUGCGGGGGAGUGGGUAUUAGGAACAGGAUUUACGAUGGCCAGGACACCGAUGUGAACGAGUUUCCCUGGAUGGUUCUGCUGGAGUACCGCAGGCGAUCUGGAAAUGGUCUGUCCACCGCCUGUGCAGGAUCCCUCAUCAAUCGGCGAUAUGUCCUCACAGCUGCGCAUUGUUUGACUGGCAGGAUCGAACGGGAAGUCGGAACACUUGUGUCGGUGAGACUGGGCGAGCAUGACACUCGCACCGCUGUGGAUUGCCCCCCAGGUGGAGGAAGUUGCUCGCCGGAGGUCCAGCGUUUGGGCUUCGAGGAGAUCCGGGUUCACGAAAGAUACAGCGAGAAGGCCUCCAAUCAGGUGCACGACAUUGGUCUCAUUCGCAUGGAGCGCAACGUCCGCUACUCGGACAACAUUCAGCCCAUUUGCCUGCCCUCGUCUGUGGGCCUGGAGUCGAGGCAAUCCGGCCAGCAGUUCACCGUGGCCGGCUGGGGCCGUACUCUGAAGAUGGCCCGCAGUGCUGUGAAGCAAAAGGUGACGGUCAACUACGUGGAUCCAGCCAAAUGCCGCCAGAGAUUCUCGCAGAUCAAGGUGAACCUGGAGCCCACCCAACUCUGUGCCGGCGGACAGUUCCGGAAGGACAGUUGCGACGGAGACUCCGGCGGACCGCUGAUGCGAUUCCGCGACGAGUCCUGGGUCCUCGAGGGCAUCGUAUCAUUCGGCUACAAGUGCGGACUGAAGGACUGGCCAGGAGUCUACACGAACGUGGCUGCCUACGACAUCUGGAUCAGGCAGAAUGUGAGGGCUUAGGUCCCGAAUUCAAACUGAAUGUUCAAAACAAAAAUUGUGAUCUUUAGCACUCUUAGAUUAAUAUAGUAACUAACUUAGAUUUUAGUAGACAUAAAUAUUUAUUAAUGCAAAUACAAGUUUUAAAUCUG